Closterium sp. Naga37s-1 is the source of this 576-nucleotide messenger RNA. NCBI's taxonomy places the organism in Eukaryota, Viridiplantae, Streptophyta, Zygnematophyceae, Desmidiales, Closteriaceae. The record is from the annotation of a GenBank genome assembly.
AUGGCAGCCACGUCAGACGUACCACCUUCCACGUCAGCCGCGCUAGCGGACACGUCAGCGACGAAGAUCAAGUUCGGGCGGUGGGAUUUGGACCCCAGAGAGGUCACGUGCUCAUCACCCCUCGGCGUGUUGUGCCACGCCACGAUUCGAGGAACUGGCUCCCGAAAAGGUCACGUGCUCGUGUUGCCUCGGCGUGUGGUGCCACGCUACAAGGACAUGACUGCCGAGGAGGUCACAGACAUGUGGCUGCUGGCGCAGAAGAUUGGUCAAGCCUUUGAACCCCACCAUGGAUGCACCUCGUCUACGUACACCAUCCAGGACGGACCAGCAGCAGGGCAGACAGUGGCGCAUGUUCACGUGCAUGUCAUGCCACGGAGGGAAGGGGACUUUGUACCCAAUGACAAGAUCUACAAUGAGAUUGAGGAGAAUGAGGAGGCUAAGAAGCUGAGGAUGGACGCUGAGGAGAACCGACCAGCCCGCACCAUGGAUGACAUGGAAGCAGAGGCCAAGGAGUUAAGACGGGUGCUGGAGGAGUUUGAGAAGGGAGAAAAGGGAGAGAGGAUGGGUGAAAAGUGA